CUGAGAACGCGGAGCGGAGAGCGGAGCGUGGAGCGGCGCUGAGAACGCGGAGCCGCGCUGAGGACGCGGAGCGGAGAGCGGAGCGUGGAGCGGCGCUGAGGACGGGGAGCGGAGCGCAGAGAGGAGCGCAGAGCCGCGCUGAGGACGCGGAGCGCGCAGCGGGCCCGCGCUCGGAGCGAUGGCGCGGGCGGCGGGCACGGAGAGCAGCUAACGGCGGAGGAGCCCCCGGGGCAGCGGGCCGUGCCCCGGCCCCUCGCAGCCCCUCGGCAUGGCGCGGGCGGCCCGGCUGCUGCUCGCAGCGCUGCUCUGCGGAGUGACAGAGUGUCGAGGGGUGCUGGACAAUAAUCAGCGAUUUUCUUCGUUACCAACGUACCUCCCUGUGAGCUAUCGGCUCUUCAACGCCGAGACUUCCUUCUUCCUCAAGGAGGCCAACCAGGACUUCAUGAGGAACUCCAGCCUGCAGUCCCGGGUGGAGUCCUUCUUCCCCUACAAAGCCAGGAGACCUCCGGUGCUGAACGCCAGCUACGGCCCCUUCUCCGUGGAGCAGGCGGUGCCCCAGGACCUCCUGCCCACCUCCAACCCCUUCGGCUCCGAUCGGAAGAGCGUCGUCCCCCUGCGCGUCUUCGCCUUCCGCGAGACGCGCCAGGUGCGCGGCAGCUGCCGCCUGCGGGGGGACCUGGGGCUCUGCGUGGCGCAGCUGGAGCUGCUGCCCGCCUGGUUCAGCCCCCCCAGCGCGCCCACGGGCCGCAGGAAGCAGCUGGAGCAGCUGCAGGGCAGCCCCGUGGAGCUCUACUACACGGUGCAGCCCGGGGACGAGAAGGGCGAGUGCACGGCCGAGGACGCGCGGAAGGGAAACGCCAUCCGGCCCGGGAAGGAUGGCGGGGAUGAGAGCGUGUCCCACCUGCAGAGGAUCGGCUCUGUCAGCCUCUACCACGGGCAGGAGGCCUCCCAGCUGACAGAGCUGCGGCUGGACGGCAACGUGGUGCUCUGGCUGCCCUCCAAGCCCGUCAAACAGGGCGAGGUGGCGAACGUGUACGUGACCAUCGCCAACAACUCCACGGUGGAUCAGUUCAUCCUCAGGGCCAAGGUGAAGAAGGGUGUGAACAUCCUGGGUGCAAGGACGAGUGACCCCCGGCAGUGGGACGUGAAGCAGGAGGUGGGCAAUGGUGGGAAGCACUCCACCACUACAGUUCUCUGCCAGAGGAUUGCCCCAGGUUCAAGGAACAGGAGCACCAGCCUGUUCCACGAGGUGGUGCAGCUGGCCUUUGAGAUCACCAGCUUCAGCAGCCUGUCGGGCACGCAGCCCAUCAGCUGGCAGGUGGAGUAUCCCCGGCACGGCGCCUCCGAGCCCGCCCUGGCAGAGAUCUUCAUCUGCCAGAAGGACCUGGUGGCCAUCGUGCCCCUGGCCAUGGACACGGAGAUCCUGAACACGGCCAUGCUGACGGGCAGGACGGUGGCAGUGCCCAUCAGGGUGGUGUCCAUCGAGGAGAACAGCGCCGUCACCGACAUCUCCGAGGCCGUGGAGUGCAAAUCCUCGGGGGAGGACGUCAUCAAAGUCUCUGACAGGUGUGACUAUGUUUUUGUCAACGGCAAGGAGAUGAAAGGCAAGGUGAAUGCCCUGGUGAACUUCACCUACCAGUACCUGAGUGCUCCCCUGCAGAUCACAGUCUGGGUGCCUCGCCUGCCCCUGCAGAUCGACAUUUCUGACACGGAGCUCAGCCAGAUCAAAGGCUGGAGAGUCCCUGUUGUUUCCAACAAAAGGCCGGCCAGGGACAGCGAUGACGAGGACGAGGAGGAGCGCAGGGGCCGGGGCUGCACCCUGCAGUACCAGCACGCCAUGGUCAGGGUGCUCACGCAGUUCUUCGUGGCCGAGGACUCGGGGCCCUGGGGCCAGCUGAGCUACCUGCUGGGCUCAGACUGGCAGUUUGACAUCACUGACCUGGUGAGGGACUUCAUGAAGCUGGAGGAUCCUCACAUUGCCAGGCUGCAGGAGGGCAGGAUCCUCGUCGGCCGCGAAGUGGGGAUGACCACGAUGCAGGUUUUGUCUCCUCUGUCUGACUCCAUCCUGGCAGAGAAGACAGUGACAGUGCUGGAUGACAAAGUGACCAUCACAGACCUCGGGGUGCAGCUGGUGUCUGGGCUCUCUCUCUUCCUGCAGCCCAGUGCAGCCACCAGCAGGGCCAUAGUGGCCACAGCUGUUGCCCAAGAGCUGCUUCAUACUCCUAAGCAGGAGGCCGUGGUGAGCACCUGGAUCCAGUUCAGCGACAGCUCCGUCACCCCGCUGGACAUUUACGACCCCAAGGACUUCUCGCUGUCGGCCGUGUCGCUGGACCGGGGCGUGCUGUCGGUGCAGCAGGGCGCGGCGCUGCGCUGGCCCGUGGUGGCGGCCGAGGGCGAGGGCCAGGGCGCGCUGCUCAGGGUGGACAUGCUCAUCUCCGAGGCCUGCCAGAAGUCCAAGAGGAAGAGCGUGCUGGCCGUGGGCAGCGGCAGCGUCCGGGUGAAGUUCGGGCAGAACGACGCGGACGCGGCGGCGGGCGGCGACUACGGCGAGGGGGAGAUGGAGAACCGCGCGAGCGAGCGGCGCCACAGGGGCUGGGAGCAGGAGCGCCAGGGCCAGCACCAGGCCGCGGGCGACAGGGACGAGGGGACCCUCAGGAAGGCCGGCACCACCGCCAGGUCCGUCCUCAGGAAUAAAGCGGCGAGGAACGACCGGCCGGACGGCGGCAAGCUCUCGGACGACGGCCAGCUGCAGAACAUCCCCAUCGACUUCACCAACUUCCCCGCGCAGGUGGAGCUGCCCAAAGGAGGGGCUGGCGUGGAGGACAGCGAGCUGGUGCAGACGCCCCGGGGCCUCAGCGACCUGGAGAUCGGCAUGUACGCCCUGCUGGGCGUCUUCUGCCUGGCCAUCCUGGUGUUCCUGAUCAACUGCGCCACCUUCGCGCUCAGGUACCGCCACAAGCAGGUGCUGGUGGAAGGCCAGAGCACCGUGACCCACUCCCACGACUGGGUGUGGCUGGGCACCGAGGCGGAGCUGCUGGAGAGCGCGGCCGAGGCGCACUCGCCCACCUCCAAGAGGAAGAGGGUGAAGUUCACCACCUUCACCACCAUCCCGCCCGACGACGGCUGCCCCACCGUCAACUCCAUCCUGGGCGGCAACGACGAUGACAUUAAGUGGGUGUGCCAGGACAUGGAGCUGGGGGACUCCAAAGAGAUACGAAACUACGCGGGGAAGUUCAAGGACAAAGCGUAGCUCUCCCUGCUGGGGUUUUUCUGGGUUUAACCACACCUCGAUGCCUUCAGUUCUACAGUAUAUAUUGGGACGGGCGACGGGGAGGGGAAGGGGUCGCCAGCAGAAGCGAUGAGGCAGUUUUUUAUAAUCAGGGAAAGAAAUUUGCCAAACUGUCCGUGGUUUGUUUUUGUUUUUCACUUUGUUCCGUUGUUUUACUGUUUGUUUUUUUUUUCCCCGUGGUUUUUCUGCUUCUCAUGGAUUUAGGAAGUGGAAUACAAAUAGCAGAAAGGAACAGGGAAAUGCUGUGACCAAUACGAUGAACUGGGCAAGAUGUGAAAAUUCAUUUUAUGGGUCAUACAAAUAAUAAUGGUAGUAAUAUUUCACAGUACCAAAAAUAGCUGUGAAAAGAAAUGGGAGAAUACAAGAGCGUGAAAAGAAUAAGCAAGAGGCAAACAAUACCUGGUUCUGGUUCCAAUAAAACAUCACAUGUGACCCACAGGGGGACUUCUCGUAUUGGUACUCGAGCUGUUUCUUUUCAUUCCCUCUUUGGAAAUGAAGAUGUGUCUUUGGCAUUACGUGUGAAGGAGGAAGAAAUUACCUGGUAUUCUCAUUUUCACUUUCCCAUUUGUCUUGUAAAUUGAAACAGAAUCAUUUUCCCUCUUGUAUUUUCCUUUUAAAUAUCUUGAAAACAGGAAAAUUUAAAAUUCAGUAAGUUCGCAGUGGGCCAAGAACAUUCCGUUUCUAAGUUAGCUGUAAACAGUCUCCUGUCAUUUAAAGAAUUCAGGGGAUAAGUAUUGACUAAUAAUUUCCACGUGGUGUCUCUUCCGAAAGCCUGAGCCUGCAUUCCACCCUAGCUAGAAAGAUGUUCUGCUUGGAAGAAUUUUCAUUUUCCUUUCAGGUCUGGAUUAUUUGUUUAGUUGCUCGUUUUAAAUUUCCACAACCAAAGUUCCUGUGUGUUUCACCAAGGGAAGAAGGUGCUGGUUUUUUGUUAGCUUUUACAAGUCCCAAGCAGUGGGAGAGCCCAACUGGUGCAUCCUAAAAUGUACCUGGAACUGAGACCUUCACAGGCCAAAUGUGUACAGCUGGAGUUGGGCUGUUGGUUUGUUUGGUUUUGGGGUUUUUUGUUAUGCCAGGUUCAUGAAUUCAUAAUUUUGUGCUGUAAUUUUCUCUUUAUUCUGAUGUCACCAGCUCUCAUCAAGCAGUGGAAGCAAGAAGAAGGAUGGACAGAAAGACCCUGAUUGCCCCCAGCCUUUAAUAAUUCCCUUGUACUGGGAGAGCUGGGCUCUGGGCACACUGGAGGGAGGGAGGGAGGGAAAUACUGCUGAAGCAAGACCAAGAAAUACCUGGAGAUAUUUUAUACAUUUUGGGGUUGGUUUUUUUUUUGCCAUUGGACCAGCUAAGACUGAAAAGUUUUGACUAGAUUUUAAAUCUGAUGCUUUGAAUAAACAAAGACCAGCCCAGUAACAAAUCGGAAGUGAAUACAAACCAGAGAUUGAAUUCCUGCUGUGAACUGGCAGAACUGCGUUCACUCAGUGCCAGCUCACAGAUCAAAAUCUAUUCCAUGAGGAAACCACUGUCCUCCCAAAGCUCUCCUGACUAAAAGCAGUAUUAUAUCAGUGUUCUGCCCUGACUGACAGCCAGCAGCACUUGCCUCGUCCUGUCUUUGCCAUGUAUUUCGUUAUUUUGGGGUUUUUAAUUACUAAACUCCGUAGUUUGGUUUUUUAUUUGUUUUGUUUUGUUUUGUUUUUUUUACUUGGACAAAGUCAAUCCUGCCACCCAAUAACAUAGAUGGACGUUUUAACAAGAUAUGCCUAGUAUGCAUUGUAGACUGAAAGAAUGUAAUAUUUAUUUAUACCUGUUAUAUGAAUUGUAAUUAAAAUGCUU
This is a messenger RNA of Ficedula albicollis (Collared flycatcher), 5113 nucleotides long. RefSeq names its product transmembrane protein 132C (gene TMEM132C). The record is from RefSeq and is a predicted model, not a curated record. Bases 269 to 3250 code for a protein of 993 amino acids. The transcript is spliced from 13 exons. Lineage: Eukaryota; Metazoa; Chordata; Aves; Passeriformes; Muscicapidae.